AAUAGAACACAAAGUGGAUCAUCGUCUUUAAUUGAAACCAAGCAUGCUAACACGCACGAACCGGCCUGAAAUGGGGGCCAUCGAAGAAACUGACCAUUACCAAACCUACGGUUUAUAAAAUUGCCCCUUGAUCAUGGAGAGGCAGAGGAGGGAGUGAAGGAAAUUAAAGAGCAUGGACAGGAACAGCAUGGCGCUCGCAUGCCUCCUCGCCGCCGCGCUCUCGCUCGCCGGCUCGGCCGCCGGAGACAUGAGGGCGGCGGUGACGACCACCGCGGGCGGCAAGGUGGUGGUCCGCCACGGGGUCGACGCGGCGGCGGAGGCGCGGCAGCUGACGGUGGUGGCGAUGAAGAAGUCGACGAGGCUGGAGGACGUCGUCGCGCCGGAGCUGAUCGGGGCGGACCUGGUGGAGCUGCACCAGCGCCGGCGCCGCAUCCUCGGCGAAGACGCAAACAUCGUCGACAGCGUGCUCGUCGGCGACAGGCAGGGAUGCCUCGGGCCGUGCCCGCCGCGCGGAUUCCCGUUCAACACGCCCUCGCGGGGCUGCAACCCGAAGUACGGAUGCAACACCGGUCACAACCCGCCCGACCGGCAAAAGUAGCUCAUCUUGCGUGUCGGCGUAUGGAUGUCAUCAGUGAGUCCUAGCUGUCAAUUAAGGAGGUAUCAAACGGUGGGUAACAAUACCUUUAAGUUCAUAUCAGUGAUGGAUGUCAUAAGAGCAACCACAAUAUAGAAAUAGAGGGGGUGUUAAGCCUCCUCGGUAGUCUAUAUACAUUGUGGGAGUGAUAUUUCUAGAGAUCUUUUGGUUGAGCUACCAAUAUAGCUAAUGACUGAUCGUAAUAAGGAAUAAAAAAAUAACUGUUCA
Molecule: messenger RNA, 862 nt
Organism: Oryza sativa Japonica Group (Japanese rice)
Lineage: Eukaryota; Viridiplantae; Streptophyta; Magnoliopsida; Poales; Poaceae
Source: RefSeq, a predicted model, not a curated record